Molecule: messenger RNA, 498 nt
Organism: Solanum stenotomum
Lineage: Eukaryota; Viridiplantae; Streptophyta; Magnoliopsida; Solanales; Solanaceae
Product: serine protease inhibitor 4-like
Exons: 2
Coding region: 1-498 (165 amino acids)
Molecular function (GO): endopeptidase inhibitor activity
Source: RefSeq, a predicted model, not a curated record
AUGUGGGAUGGUGAGGAUGGGGCUACGAGGAGUGAGAAUGAAGGUAAGGACAGUUCUGGUGAAUUUGAUAACAACACACCUGUGUUGUUUUAUACUAUGAAAUUUGGAAGUCAUUUCGUUUCUGAAAACCAAGAUGUUAGUAUAAAGUUCUCAACUUCUUCUUCUUCAACUAAGUCAUGUGUUAACGAAACUGUUUGGAAAGCUGGUGAUUACACGCUAGGGCCGGUGAAUCCACCACCUAGGUUUGUUAUAACUGGUGGUACCUUAGGAAUUCCAGGGCCUAAUACCUUAAAGAACUGGUUCAAAAUUGAGAAAGAUGAGACGGGGAGACCUCAUUCUUACAAGUUAAGGUAUUGUCCUAGUCAAUUUAUGUGUCCAACAUGCCAUUUUGAUUGUGCAGAUGUCGGAUUGUACCAAAAUAAGGGAUACGCCCGUCUGGCUCUCAAUAACAAGCCUUAUCCAUUUGGCUUCACCAAAGUAAACAAGAAUGAUGCAUAG